This is a messenger RNA of Punica granatum (pomegranate), 3359 nucleotides long. Lineage: Eukaryota; Viridiplantae; Streptophyta; Magnoliopsida; Myrtales; Lythraceae. The record is from RefSeq and is a predicted model, not a curated record.
UCUUCUUCCUCUUCCUAUUGCCCACCUCUGCAAAACCCUCCUUAAACCCAAAUGGACUCACCGUCAUCGCAUUCGUUCGACAACGCCCCCACCGACUCCAUGAAACCGCCUGAAUCCAUCUCCCAUUUCAUCCCAAAGCUUCUGAAGUUCUAAGCUUUCACCAUGAAACCCCUCUGCUCAAGAACCCCGCUGUACUUGCUCCUCCACAGAGGCCCUAAUUCUCAGCACCAGCCGUCACUCUUCCUCCAUGUCUACCACCUCUCCACACAAUCCUCAAACUUCCACUCCCAGCCUCCUCUGGCGCAUUCCUCGAGGCGGUACGAGCACGAGUCCCGGGACGUUCGGGUCUCGGUGUGGUGGGACUUCGAGAACUGCCACGUCCCGGCUGGGGUCAAUGUGUUCAGGGUGGCCCCAACGAUCGUUGCCGCCGUUCGGGCUAAUGGGAUGAAGGGUCCGGUUCAGAUCACCGCCUUCGGGGAUGUUCUGCAGCUGUCUCGGGCCAAUCAGGAGGCUCUGUCUGCCACCGGGAUCAACCUCACUCACAUUCCUAACGGUGGUAAAAACAGUGCGGACAGAUCUCUACUUUUGGACCUUCUCUACUGGGUAUCCCGGAACCCUCCACCGGCACACCUGUUCUUGAUUUCUGGUGAUCGGGACUUUGCUGGAAUUCUGCACCGGUUAAGAAUGAACAACUACAACAUACUUCUCGCGAGCCUGGAUAACGCGCCUGGUGUCCUUUGCAGUGCUGCUAGCAUAAUGUGGCAUUGGAAUUCUAUGAUCAGAGGGGAAGACCUCAUUGGCAAGCUUUACAACCAACCCCCCGAUGGUCCCCAUGGUUCCUGGUAUGGCCAUUACAGGGGCUUGCUUGAGGACCCUUUUGCAGUUCCGGAGCAAUCACCUCUGCUGAAAAAUGAGGGUUCACCCACUCUGGAGCCCAGCUCGGAGCUUAAGGUCCGCCCUGUUCCAAGGGUGGUCAUGAGGACUAUUAAUAAUAUACUGAGGGAAUACCCGGAUGGAAUCUCGAUCACAGAACUGCGGGAAGAGCUCAAGAAAUCGAAUCUGAUCUUAGAUAGGGAUCUUUAUGGGUACAAAAAGUUUUCGCGAUUUCUCUCAUCAAUGCCGCACAUUUUGCAGCUUCAGUUUCAGCAUGACGGGCAAUAUUUGGUACGGCCUGCCAGUGCAAAACGUAAUGGACCAUCUGAUCUGACUGGAGACUUAUCUUCUGGGUUCAGUAUGGACAGUGGAGAGGUGGACUGGAGGACUAACCCUAACACAAAGGUAGAGGGUGAGGAAAGAUCUUCAUUCAAAGAUGACAGGGCAAAGCCUGAGUCAGGAAUUGUCACCGAAGUAAGUAUAGGGAAGGUAAAACAGCAGACCUCCACGGAUCGAGAUUGGGUGAAGUUGUCUAAAGCUGUAGAUAUGGCACCGCCACAGCCCGAUAAGAAAUUCUUUGAGGGGGUUAAUACACAAGCUAAUGAGGAAAAUUUAUCUCCUACACAGCAACAAGAUGAGUCUAUGCCUCAAGUGGGUUUUUUCAGAAGGAUUUGGAGAAGAUGGUUUGAGGCUACUGAUUCUGGUGAUCCAAACAAGAAAAGUGAAACGCUUGGUAAUUCUGUCGAUCAUUCAGUUGAGAGGAAGGGUGAGAAAAAAGUUGCAAAGGUGGUGAGUAAGGAUGUUGGUCUAGUAAAUUCAGAAUCAUCAUCUUUGCCUAGUAAGGAGUUGAGCGUAAAAGAAGAGGUGAGUGUGGAUUCUGAUAGGAGAGGUUUGUUUCACCGAAUUGCAAGUUGGUGCAAAUUUCAGGGGAAGGGGGCUACUAGCAAACCGGAACCAGCAAUUGAUGGAUCCACUGAAGAAGCUCUGGAUGAGAAAAGUGACUGCCUUGCGAGGGAUGACAUUUUUUCGCAGGAAACAUUUUGGAACGAUGUGAAAUCUUUUCUCGACUCUUCCCGAGGUUCAGAUAUCGUCUCUCAGUCUCGGACCAGGGCCGCAUUGGCCAGAAAUAUGAGGAAGGGUGGGCCCGCUAUCCUCGAAACGCUCAGUGAAACAGAUCUCCUCCGCCUCAUUGAUCUAGUGAUCUCGGAGAAGAAACUGGUGGAAGAGAAUACUUCUCAGGUGUUUCCUUUCAGACUUAGUCAGCCUCGUUCUCAGGGCUCAAAAGGGCUGAGAUCGAUCUUCUCCGAUAAAACAUCGGAGCACGAGGGGGAGAGAAAAGUUCACAACAUUUCCCAUACCGGGGUUUCUUCGCCAGUUCUCAACAAGAAGCCUCCUGAUCGAUCAAGGAAUCAGCUUUUAGCAGACGUCCAGAAGCUCGUGCAGGAGGUGUUGGUCCGACAUCCUGAAGGGUAUAACAUCACUUGUUUCAGGAAGCUUUUCCUUGAGAAGUAUGGUUACCCUCUCGACCUGCAGAAGCUUGGGUACCUGAAAAUCACAGGCCUCCUGCAGGUGAUCCCGGGAGUCUCUCUUGAAUCAGGGCUGAUGUUCCCCUCAAGCAGAGCCAAGCAGGGUUCGAGCCCUGUAACUUCUACUGGGAUCCAAUCUGUGGCCAGUUCAGAUGGGGAUUCAUCUGAUUCAUGGGAUGAACUGGGUCCCCUCACCAAAGAAAGUUCAGGUGGAAGAACUAAACUGCCCAAGUACGAAUCCGCACUCUUGGAUGAGGAGGAAGUUACUUCUGGAUCGGAGGAUGAGACUAGUCUAGCAGGACAAGGAGGAGGGAGGCACAAGAAGCAACGGGACAUGGAUGAAGAUAGCUCUCUGAUGCAGAUACUCAAUUCCUGGUACAGCAAGGAUGUCGGAAGUGGUAACACGAAGGACUUGAAGCCUGAGGAAGCUGGUUGUCCUGACCUGUCCAGCGACUCCUCUGAGCUCUAUGAGCAGAGGCAGAGGCAGAAGAAAGCCUAUUCAUUCGUGGCAGAUACAAAUGGGAGCGGUGAGAGAGAGAAGCAGAUCGAGAGUAUUUUAGGUAGUAUGAAGAAUAUGGAGAGCGAACAGAGGAUGCAGCAGCAGACCUGAGCAUUUAUUCGCUGGAGCCAGAAAUGAAAUUCUCGUAGGCAGUCUUGUUGAACUAAGUCAUCAUACAACUUUCCCUUCCAAUUCCACCUUCGCUAUUUGUUCGGUGGUUCGAGAAUUUAGGAGCUUCCGAAGAUCAUGAUUUGAUUGAUCGGGAAGUGAGGAAGGUUACCGGGUGAGAUAAAAUCCGGAGACCUUGCUUAUAUUUCUCUUUUUAGCCCAUUUGCUAUUGAACUUUUAGGAGACGGCUUAUGCAUGUAAGCGGACGGGCUAGUUUCUCCUUGAUCAGUUUUUAUUCAGAAGAGGAUUUAUAGGAUCAAUUAAUCGACGACUAUUUUAAGUAGUUCAGAAAA